AUGGCCGACCCCCGAACGCUUGCCGUACGUAACAGCCAGGUUCGCCGUCUACAAUCCCUCGAUCCCGACACCUUCUCUGCUCGACUCAGUGAAACGCCUCCUCGUAUACAGGCCCAAUCGUGGGGGCAUGGCUUUAACCAGCUCUGGAGGUGGAUGCGACUAGUCGGAGUCCGCGCCGCCCUGUCUUGUUUGUGCCUUUUUCAACCUCCCGAGGAGGACGCCAUCGAUGAUGUUCUCGGCGACUGGCACCAGGUACCGGCGGAUGGUCUCCACUAUAUCUUAUUCGCCAUCGUUAUCGCAGAGUUGAAUCGUCAGGCCCGUGUUCAAAUGCCUUUGGACGCAGUGCGUGUUGGUCACGACUUGGUCUAUCAAUUUAUGACAUCCUACCAUCGAUACCGCCAUUCAGGCCGCCUACCUCACCUGGACGUCCCUUUCAGCCUCACUCUUCCGGACGGUGCUGUCAAUGUCAUUGCUGCCUUCCAGCGUGGGUUAACAUCCAUGCAAUAUCACCAACCUUCUCCGCGUCCCACCCCAACACCAGCGGCCAUUCAACCUGGAGACGUUGAACUUACUACCGUCAUGCUGUCGCCCCCAGUGUCUAUUCCUGAAGGCGUACCUACCGCUCACCAAGCUUCGCCAUCUGCCGACAUCAUGCGUCUCGUUGGUAGCGUUCUCCGAAAUUUCUCCAUUCCCGACACCCUCGGAUCCGCCAGCUCGUCAAGACCGCAGACAAUAACAACAGAGCAAUCUCUUAUCGGCUCUUAUCCCGGUCUUGCGCCCCAGAUUCCUUCCCGUCCUGCCAAUCAGCCUAUCCCAAUCGAAAACUUUGCGCACGAGCACGAUCGGCCCGGCGAUUUCCCUCAAAGCCCGUCCACGCACAGUUGGCAUCCCAGUCAGUUGUCAGACCAUGAUUCCAUGACGAAUUGGCUUGAAAGCUAUGCGGAUAGGCGACUUCCCGUGCAGUAUCCCCUCCCCGACGUCGCGGACAAUUUGCCGGAAGCCUUUCAUGUGUACUUCUAUGAGGAAGGCAGUGAUAUCGCGAUAGGGUCGACUCUGAAAGGCGCUUCACUGGGUAAUCUCGUCCACGAAGACGCUUAG
This is a messenger RNA of Dacryopinax primogenitus, 1098 nucleotides long. RefSeq lists its product as uncharacterized. The record is from RefSeq and is a predicted model, not a curated record. Bases 1 to 1098 code for a protein of 365 amino acids. Lineage: Eukaryota; Fungi; Basidiomycota; Dacrymycetes; Dacrymycetales; Dacrymycetaceae. The transcript has 3 exons.